GCUAGCUUAGCAACAAUACAAUGAGUUUGUUAAAAGUAGUUUUUGUUUGGUGCAUAUGGUUAGGGUUAUUUGAGUUAUCAUUAGCAAAAGUGAGACACUACAAGUUUGAUGUGGAAUACAUAUAUAAAACGCCAGAUUGCUUAGAGCAUGUUGUGAUGGGAAUCAAUGGCCAAUUUCCAGGCCCAACUAUUAAAGCUGAAGUUGGUGACACCCUUGACAUUGCACUCACCAACAAGCUUCAUACAGAGGGAACUGUUAUUCACUGGCAUGGAAUCAGACAGAUUGGAACUCCUUGGGCUGAUGGAACUGCAGCAAUCUCUCAGUGUGCUAUAAAUCCAGGAGAAACUUUUCAUUACAGAUUCAUUGUUGACAGGCCUGGUACAUAUUUCUAUCAUGGACACUAUGGUAUGCAAAGAGCAGCAGGGUUGUAUGGUUCUCUAAUAGUGGAUUUACCAAAGAACCAAAGAGAGCCAUUUCAUUAUGAUGGUGAGUUCAAUCUGCUCCUUAGUGAUCUGUGGCACACAAGUUCACAUGAACAAGAGGUUGGCCUCUCUUCUGCCCCAAUGAGAUGGAUUGGUGAACCACAGAGCUUGCUUAUCAAUGGAAGAGGACAGUUCAAUUGUUCCCUAGCAGCUAAUUUCGUGAACACUACCCUGCCUCAAUGCAAUUUCAAAGGUGGUGAAGAAUGCGCACCCAAGAUUCUCCAAGUAGCGCCAAAAAAGACCUAUAGAAUAAGGAUUGCUAGUACAACGUCCUUAGCUUCUCUCAACUUGGCCAUUUCAAAUCACACACUUGUUGUGGUGGAAGCAGAUGGAAACUACGUGCACCCAUUCACGGUUGAUAGCAUAGACAUCUACUCAGGUGAAACCUACUCAGUACUCUUACAUACAGACCAAGACCCAAGCCAAAACUACUGGCUCUCAGUCGGCAUUAUAAGCAGAAAAUCAGACACACCACAAGCCCUAACAAUCCUUAACUAUAAUACAAAUCCUGCUUCAACUUUCCCUAUAUUACCACCACCAAUCACUCCCUUAUGGGACGAUAUCGAGCGCAGCAAAGAAUUCACAAAACAAAUCAUUUCCAGAAUGGGAACACCACAGCCACCAAAAACCGCAGACCGCUUGAUUUACCUCCUCAACACACAAAGCAAAAUAGGUAAUUUCAUUAAAUGGGCUAUUAACAAUGUUUCAUUAACAUUGCCAACAACACCGUACUUAGGAGCAAUCAAAUAUAAACUAAACAAUACAUUUGAUAGAAAUCCACCACCAGAGAGAUUCCCAUUGGAUUUCGAUAUAUUUAAAACUCCGGUUAAUCCAAGUACAAUAACCGGUAACGGUGUUUACACGUUUCAGUUGAAUGAGGUUGUUGAUGUGAUACUACAAAAUGCAAACAUGUUGAAAGAGAAUACUAGUGAAGUUCAUCCAUGGCAUUUACAUGGACAUGAUUUUUGGGUUUUGGGAUAUGGUGAAGGGAAAUUUGAACCAGGUGUUCAUCAGAAAAGUUUGAAUUUAACACGUGCGCCUUUGAGGAACACUGCAGUUAUAUUUCCGUAUGGUUGGACUGCAUUAAGGUUUAAGGCAGAUAACCCUGGUGUUUGGGCAUUUCAUUGUCACAUUGAACCACAUUUGCAUAUGGGAAUGGGUGUUAUUUUUGCUGAAGGUGUUCAUAAAAUUAGGAAAGUACCUACAGAAGCUCUUACUUGUGGUGCUACAGCCAAGAUGUUCCUAAACGAUACCCUACACUAAGACUAGUUACUCAUGUCAAACCCUAAUUUCCUAAGAGUGUUUUUCUUUCUUUCUUUCUCCUCUUUCUAAGUUAUCAUCAGAUUAUGGGUGGUUUUGCUGUAUCAAUGUUAUGUUAUGCUAUGUAUUGUUUCUAUUGUAUUAUUAGGCCAUUCGUCUUCAUGAAUAAUAUGUAGGG
Medicago truncatula (barrel medic) is the source of this 1920-nucleotide messenger RNA. RefSeq names its product L-ascorbate oxidase. The record is from RefSeq and is a predicted model, not a curated record. Gene Ontology annotation, cellular component: extracellular region; plasmodesma. The coding region runs from base 21 to 1745 and encodes 574 amino acids. Gene Ontology annotation, molecular function: copper ion binding; oxidoreductase activity. The transcript has 5 exons. NCBI's taxonomy places the organism in Eukaryota, Viridiplantae, Streptophyta, Magnoliopsida, Fabales, Fabaceae.